AUGGUGAGCAACGGCGCCGAGUUCCUGAAAGUCAUCAAGAAGGAAGAGGGCGAUGAGGUCAGCCAAGUCCAGCGGGGCCAAAAGCAGCAGUGUUCGCCGAAUCCAGAACCUUCGAUUCGUCGAGUUGAGAAUAUUCCACUCAGAUGUCCAGCAAAAUACAUUAUUAGACAAGCACCGGGACCAACGACUGCAUCCGCAUUAAAAAGAGUCUACAUCGCACGGAGUAUGUUUUCUUAUUACUUUCCCGAAAUCGCCACUUUCAAAGCUGUUCCUGGAUCGCUGUCCUACUACAUACAUAUUUUGAAAUGCACCAAGCCAGAAAAUUGCUGUCCUGAAGAUAAAUGUAAAAUUUUGGUUUCCAUUUCAUUCCUUCAAUUUUUAUGUUGUAUGAUAUUCAAUAGUGUGGUGUGA
This is a messenger RNA of Cooperia oncophora, 411 nucleotides long. Lineage: Eukaryota; Metazoa; Nematoda; Chromadorea; Rhabditida; Trichostrongylidae. The record is from the annotation of a GenBank genome assembly.